GUCAGAGUUCCAAGAAACGUCAUGCGCCUUCUUGACACAGAAACUGGGCAGUUCUUUGAGACGAAUCCCAAGGUCGCUACGUACGCCAUCUUGUCCCACACCUGGGAUCCCUUAAAGGGGGAGCAAACGUACAAUGAGCUCAAGGGGAGUCAGGGCCGUUAUCCUAUGGAUACCCAACAGCCCCCUUUGAGUCAGUCCUUCCCCUCUCCGACCAUUCUCGGGUCGUCAGACUCCAUUCUUACCAGUUCUUCUCCCCCUUCCAUUUGGGACGACCCGAACUUCUCUCCGAAGAUCCGAGACGCAUGUGCGAUCGCGCGCGCAAAUGGCUUCCGAUACAUAUGGAUCGACUCUUGCUGCAUCGACAAGGGCAGUAGCUCAGAGCUUUCCGAGUCGAUCAACUCAAUGCACGCUUGGUACGCGGCUGCGAAGGUUUGCUACGCGUUUCUGGCGGAUGUUGUGGCCGAAGAAGAUUUGGCCUAUCCACUCUCCACCUUCCGCAAGAGCCGGUGGUUCACCCGUGGGUGGACGCUCCAAGAGCUCAUUGCACCCUGGGAUGUCGUCUUCUUCUCCGGAGAUUGGAGGGUUAUGGGAUCGAAGGAUACGUUGGCUGACCUUCUGGAGACGGUUACGGGCAUCGAUCGCGGAGUGUUGCUGCACCAAAAAUCUCUCGACGAGGUCAGCGUCGCUGCACGUCUCUCUUGGGCGGCCAAACGUGUCACUACAAGGGUCGAAGACGAAGCAUAUUCACUUCUAGGGAUCUUCGACAUCAACAUGCCCACGCUAUACGGUGAAGGCAUCCGUGCUUUCCGCCGUCUACAGGAGGAAAUCAUGCGUCGCAUCCCAGAUCAGAGCCUCUUCGCACCUGGGUUGGGACUACUCGGAUGUGCGACACCCGUCAAUACCGCUGCACAGAAUGACGGUAUUCCACAUCCUGCGUUCAUCCGCAGAUGUCAGCUACAGGAGUCGUCCCGACAGUCUCUUGUACCCUCCCUCACCAAUUUCCGGGAUUCCGGGAGCAUCAGGGUGGUCCCUCGCCACACCGUACGCAGAAUCCUCGGCCUCUCUG
This is a messenger RNA of Dichomitus squalens LYAD-421 SS1, 1066 nucleotides long. Its product is annotated as HET-domain-containing protein. NCBI's taxonomy places the organism in Eukaryota, Fungi, Basidiomycota, Agaricomycetes, Polyporales, Polyporaceae. The record is from RefSeq and is a predicted model, not a curated record. The transcript has 3 exons. The annotation marks the transcript as partial.